UCAGCUCCCAAUCGCUCUCAACGACCGGCAACAUGGUGCUUCUGGGGCCCUCCGCUCCUUUACUGCGGAGCCACGCCCCGCGACUAUCAAGGGAAUUCUUCACCUGCCGCCCAUGCAUCAUCCGAACUCAAACCUAUGCAUCCACCUCCGCUUUCCGCAAGCCUUUCUUUGCGCCGGGCAAUGCCGUCAACACAAUUUCACUGCGCGCCAGAGCUAGAAGCGCUUUUGCUUCUACUCUAAGAAGCUAUGCCUCCAAGGCCUCCAAGUCCCCCAAGCCGGCCAAUCCUCCCAAGCCUGCCCAGACUCCCAAGGCCGCCAAUUCUCCGAAGCCCGCCAAGUCUGCUCAGGCUGCAGCAGCAGCAUCUAAGCCAGAAGCGAAACGGUUCUUUCCCGAUCUCACGGAUAAAAAGGUAGCCUACUGGCUGUUGGCCAGUGCUGCUAGCGUCUUUGGCAUUGUCGUUUUCGGAGGUCUUACCCGCUUGACAGAAUCAGGUCUGAGUAUCACAGAAUGGCGUCCCGUCACCGGAUCUAUUCCUCCCAUGAACGACGAAGACUGGGAGUCCGAAUUCUCCAAGUACCGCGCCUCCCCGGAAUUCCAACUUCUGAACCCGAACAUGACGCUCUCCGAAUUCAAGUCGAUCUACUACAUGGAAUGGAUCCACCGUCUCUGGGGUCGUUUUGUCGGUCUGUCGUUCGUGCUCCCGGCUAUCUAUUUUGUUGCGAGGAAGAAGGUUAGCAAGCCGAUGACCUUGCGCCUUGCUGGUAUUGCAGGCUUGAUCGGUUUCCAAGGAUUCAUCGGGUGGUGGAUGGUUGCGUCUGGACUCAAGGAAGAUCUCUUUGCCCCCGGCAGCCACCCUCGUGUCAGCCAGUAUCGCCUCACCGCGCACCUUGGCGCUGCCUUUGUCUGCUACACUGCUAUGCUUUGGAAUGGUCUUGCUAUCCUGCGCUCUCACCGACUUCUUGCCGAUCCGAUCAAGGGUGUAAAGGAACUCAAAAGACUCCAUAGACCCGUCCUGAAAUUCUUCCGCCGCUCCGUGGCCGGGUUGGCUGCUCUGGUCUUUGUUACCGCCAUGUCUGGUGCUCUCGUCGCCGGUCUGGACGCCGGUCUCAUCUACAACGAAUUCCCCUACAUGGGCAACGGACUCACGCCUCCCAAGGCUGAGCUUCUGGACCCGCGCUACUCUCAGCGCGAAGACCGCUCGGAUCUCUGGUGGCGCAACAUGCUGGAGAACCCAUCAUUGGUCCAGCUGGACCACCGCAUUCUUGCGCUGACUACCUUCACCAGCAUCAUGGCCCUGUGGGCCUACAGCAAGAGGGCCCACGUGAAGUGGACCUUGGGCCGCGCGGCUAAGAGAGGCGUGCACGGCGUGGUGGCUUUGGCCUGCUGCCAAGUCGGUCUCGGUAUCUCGACCCUGCUUUACCUGGUCCCUACUCCCCUGGCCUCGGCUCAUCAGGCAGGAAGUCUCCUCCUGCUCACUUGGGUUCUUGUUCUGGGCAGCCGUGUUUGGCGCCCAACUCGGACUUACAAGCUGCUCCAGGCUGCAAAGGCAGCACAGUUAGCGAAGAUUCCGCCACCGGCUGCUCUUGCUACUAAAGUUGCCAAAGCGUCGAAAAAGCCCCUGCCCCCGGUGACCCCUUAAAGAUACGUGGUCCGGGGAAUUUGUUUGACGAAAGACAUGCAUAUGUAUGGGGCAACCCCCCCAACUCUGCCACUGCGGUUAUAUGGCUAGGGCUGGUUCCUCGAUUUGUUUCUUGUAUUCUGAUCUAUAAUCCACCAUCCUCUCUACUUUUCGGAUCUGUACUGUGUUGUUAUUUUCAUUUUCUGUACACUAAACAUUGCAUUUAUCAAGCUAUCUGACAGACGUC
Molecule: messenger RNA, 1866 nt
Organism: Aspergillus saccharolyticus JOP 1030-1
Lineage: Eukaryota; Fungi; Ascomycota; Eurotiomycetes; Eurotiales; Aspergillaceae
Gene: cox15
Product: cytochrome c oxidase assembly protein cox15
Exons: 2
Coding region: 33-1640 (535 amino acids)
Biological process (GO): heme A biosynthetic process
Cellular component (GO): mitochondrial inner membrane
Molecular function (GO): oxidoreductase activity, acting on NAD(P)H, heme protein as acceptor
Source: RefSeq, a predicted model, not a curated record